AUUUUGUUGAGACCAAUAUUUAGGGGUCUGGAAAUUUGUUAGGGUUCUUUAUCGGGGGUGGGUUUAGGGUUGGCUACAACAAUAAACCAAAUCAAUAUACUACAGAAUGUUUUUUUGGGGGAGGGGGGGACUUCCCAUUUUUUUCGGGGGGCUGAAGCCCCUAAAAUAGGUAAAAGUGUAGUGCUUAAUAGAUGUCAGGGUAUCGCAGAAGACCUCAGUAUAGCUAAAAAUUGUAAUCUUUUUGUUCAGGGCUGUUGAGACAUUCCAAAAAGGGACUGCUAGAUUUGCUAACACGCGUCACGUGUGUACUUUUACAGUGGAGAGCAUGAUAAGUAAUGAUAAGUAAGAAUAUGUGAGGGAGUAUUUUCUUCUUUUUUUAACAGUGUACGUUUCUCACUUAUUUUAACACUAGUAAUUGACUGUACAGUUUCUGAAGGUUUUAGACGGCAACAGUUUGACCCAACAACAACAACAACAAAAUCUGUGGCACCAGUCAUUUAUUGUUUAUAUUUUUAGAAAUGUUUUUUUUCUUGUAUACUGACAUUUUGCCAUCAUUAGUUAGUGAUGAAUAGUAAGAUGCCAGGCAAAGUAUAUCAUUUGUUGUCCAAGACGGUAAAUAGUGUUGUGGCCUCGUCUUUUCCUGGUUUUGUUUGGUCCAAGGGUUAGCUUAAACCUUGACACAUCGCACCCUGACGCACUCAUUAUCGUUUUCAAGUUGAUUAGCACAAUAGAGUUGAAAUCAAAAUGCAAAUCAAAAUGAAACUAUUUCAGUGUACUUUGGUUCAUAUUUAAUGUAGGGUCUGAACACCACUCUGCUGAAAGCUCUUGUUUGAAUGUAAUUCUUCUUUUAAUCGCUUUUAUAAAAAUUUUCUUACUGUUUUCCUUUGUGACAGGGUUCGACUGGCCUGAAAAUUCACUAAUUUGUGUGCAUCCAGGUGAAGUGUACUGUGUUCACAUCAAUACCGUCACACCCACCCUUGAUAGGCAAAAAUCUGAGAUAUUGUAUAUAGAAACGCUAUUUCUUUUUAGCUUAUGCUUCAAACAUAUAGCGUACUUGAUGAAAACAUCAUUUUUAAACUAUUCCUGUUCAGCCAUUCCCACUCAAGAGGAGGCAAAGCAUGCUUGUUUCAAGCUAAUUUCCAUCCAAGUUGCCGUUUAUCGUUAAACUGACACACCAAACAAAAGAGAGUUGAUUACUGUGCUGUACUGUAUGUUUAAAAAUCAAAAAUCCUCACACAAACCAUACAAUUUUGUCUACGUUAAGUCUGCUAAGGUGAAUUCUAACAAUGUCAAAUGGCAUCGCUACUGCUUAUAAAAAAAUGAACGUAUUGUUAUGGUAAUUAUCUUCUUCUUUUCCUUUCGGCUUUUCCCGCCACAGCGUGUCAUCGUUUUCCAUCUAAAUCUGUCUCAUGCAUCCUCCUCUCUAACACCCACUGUCCUCGUGUCCUCCCUCACCACAUCCAUCAACCUUUUCUUUGUACUUCCUCUCGCUUUUUUGCCAGGCAGCUCCAUCCUCAGCCCCUUUCUCCCAAUAUACUCCCUCUCUCGCCUCUGGCCAUGUCCAAACCAUUGAAGUCUGCUCCCUCUAACCUUGUCUCCAAAACAUCCAACUUUGGCUGUCCCUUUAAUGCACUCAUUUCUAAUCCUAUCCAACCUGCUCACUCCGAGCGAGAACCUCAACAUCUUCAUUUCUGCCACCUCCAGUUCUGCUCCCUGUUGUUUCUUCAGUGCCACCGUCUCUAAUCCGUACAUCAUGGCCGGCCUCACCACUGUUUUGUAAACUUUGCCCUUCAUCCCAACAGAGACUCUUCUGUCACAUAGAACACAAGACACUUUCCGCCAACUAUUCCAUCCUGCUUGUACGCGUUUUCUUCACUUCUUUAUCACACUCACCAUUGCUCUGUAUUGUCGACCCCAAGUUAUUGUUAUGGUAAUUAUGAACCUUAAAAUAACUGCAACUUUAACGCGUGUAGAGCGGUGACACAUACGAGCACAGUGUGCAGCAGUACCUGCACACGUAUAUUCGCGUAUUCUUUACCCUUGUGGAAAUAUUAAAACAGCAAAAUUGGAUCUUGUCAAAAUCUACACAACUUUGACUAAAUUUCGUGGAAAUGUCUAUUAUGAUGAACGAAAACGUCUAUGUUGAAUAGAAAGUUAAAAUGAGCAGUUAUAAGCUGUCAAGUUAUUUUUGCAUGGCGUAAAAGUUUCAUGAUUGUUUUCGCCUCCUUUUUUUUUUCUUAUGCUAAUGAUUAAGUCAAACAAUAAAAGCAAGUAAGUAAGGCACACCGGGCGUGACCCUGUUACAAAGUCCAGCAGUGCCACAUCCCACGUUUAUCUCGUGUUAUCUGGAUGCCAUUGGCGGUGUGAUCAGACGUACUACUGUCCUUCCCCGUUAUUUUUCAGUGUACAGUUUCACUACUCAGUGAAAGUGCUGCAAAAAAAUAAAUAAAUAAAGCUGCUUCUUCAUCUUUCAUAUCAUUUUCACAUCCCAUUGUUAGCGCCUCUGGCCUAAGUCAUGUGACCGGUUUGUGACAGCAUGGCAAAGACUCGUGGACUUUGUCUCCUUUGAGUACAACUGUCAUCGUUCAUCAGUAUAUAUAUGCAACGCAAUCAGCAGGCAGGCCAGUCACAUUUGACAAAGGGACACACAACCGCACAAGAGUAGCAGUCAUGAGGAUUUCUCUUUUGCUCGCUUUGGCUGUGAUUUCUGGCUGCAAUGGCAACCUCUUCCACGCCGACGCCCCCAAGCCUCCGAUGGAGGCUCUGACGGACGCCUUCUGGGACUACAUCGCAAAGGCCAGCAAGACCGCCGACGACACCCUGGAGAUGGUGAUGAAGUCGCAGUUCGGGGCGGAAGUCAACGCUCACCUGGCCAAGACCGCCGACGUGGCCAGCAGGUACGCCAGUACCUUGAAGGAAAAUCUUCCCUUGGCCGCCCAGGGCCUGAUGGCCAAGAUCAGCGCCGAAGCCGACGUCUUGAGGAACGUGGUGAGCCAGGACCUGAGCUCAGUCGGCAAAAAGGUCGAGCAGUACUCCGACACCUUGAAGUUCCAGAUCCAGGAGAAGGUGGACCAGCUAAAGCAAGAACUGAACGCUUACGCCGACAACGUGGAUUCGGAUGCCCUGAAAGCCACAAUCGUGCAGAGCAGCGAGGAGCUGAUGACCGGACUGCAGCGCAGCAUCGCGGAUCUGGAGAGCAAGCUGGGGCCCUACACGGAGGACUUAAAGAGGCAGGUUGACGAGCACCUGGUGGCCUUCCAACGCAACAUCGGCCCCAUGACCUACAGGUUCCAGGAUGAGCUGAGCUUCAGGAGCAGAGAGGUCCAACGCAUGGUGGCGCCCUAUGCCGAAGACCUGAAGGAGAGGUUGGACCAUUUUACAACGGACCUCCAGCAACAGCUCAGGGCCCAAUACGACUCCUUGAUCAACUAAAUGAAAUGUUUCCCCGAUUCAACUGUCGCUCCAAUCCCAUUUGUAUUUAUUUCUUAGUUCAAUUGUGCAACAAAUGCAGUAUUUAUUGUUUUUAAGUCUGUUGCUGCUGAUAAUGUUUUUUUUUCUAAAGAAAAAUAAACACAAUUCU
Syngnathoides biaculeatus (alligator pipefish) is the source of this 3580-nucleotide messenger RNA. RefSeq names its product apolipoprotein A-IV-like. Gene Ontology annotation, biological process: triglyceride homeostasis; cholesterol efflux; cholesterol biosynthetic process. Gene Ontology annotation, cellular component: high-density lipoprotein particle; chylomicron; blood microparticle. Bases 2671 to 3432 code for a protein of 253 amino acids. Gene Ontology annotation, molecular function: cholesterol binding; phosphatidylcholine-sterol O-acyltransferase activator activity; phospholipid binding. The transcript has 4 exons. The record is from RefSeq and is a predicted model, not a curated record. Lineage: Eukaryota; Metazoa; Chordata; Actinopteri; Syngnathiformes; Syngnathidae.